Aegilops tauschii subsp. strangulata is the source of this 2306-nucleotide messenger RNA. RefSeq lists its product as uncharacterized. Lineage: Eukaryota; Viridiplantae; Streptophyta; Magnoliopsida; Poales; Poaceae. The record is from RefSeq and is a predicted model, not a curated record.
UUUUAUAGUCAAACGUUACCGCGAUCGAGCUGGUGCAUCACUUUUGUGAGGUUUUGAAGAUUGUGUAUGAAUUUGUUAAAUUCAUGCAAGUUCUUGUACCGUAUGGGUAAUUAACUCAAACAUUUAAAAGGAAGUGGGUUUGAAUGCAGAGAGAUUUUGGCCACUGCAAAAUCAAAUCAGUGAUUUUAGCCACUGCGACACGCUUGCCUGCCGUGUGCCGGUCUAUCCACAGGACGGGAUGUGGGCUGGCAAUGACAGAGGGCGUCUCUCUCCAUGACCGGAAUGAACUGCAACCCCAAAAGAUGGCGUCCAACUGCUCUGUUUGCUGCAGCCGCUAGCCGACGAACCCAAAAGCCUCCUUUGCCGUGGUUUGAAUGCAGUCCAAGGCUGCCACCCUUCCUAGUUUGACCGUCGUCGUCCUCCUCCGUUGUUUGCCAAAGGCUGCGAUGCCUGUCCUCCGCCGUCCGCCGUCUGACCGUCGUAGUUCCGUGACCGCGUGACCCGACCUGAGCAGUCGAGCGAGCACCAUCCGGUUCACUCCGCUCCGCUUGGCCCCGACGGCCAGCAUAAAGCCCCACCCCCGUCGCCUGCCGGGGCAACGCCGCCACCACCACUUCCCCUCACCAGUCAGUCACCACCGACGCCGCGCGCGCGCACGCACGACCCUCCGCACCAAGCUAGCCUGGCCGAGAUGGCGUCCGCCGCCUCGCCCGCGCCGUCGUGGGUCAUCCUGGGCAGCGUGCCGCGGGUGCUCUCGGCGGCCGACGCCAACGCCGACCUCCCUCCGGGUCCAGGCGCCGCCGACUUCUCCCUCGCGCUGCCGGCGCCCCCGCGCGUCGCGCUCCUCACCAUCCCCCCGCGCAUCUUCCCGUGCCGCACCACCCCCGAGAACUUCCCCUCCGUCCUCGCCGCCGACCCCUCCGCGGGCCUCCUCCUCCUCCACGCCGACCAGGGCCGCGCCACGGGCCCCACCAUCAUUGACACCCCCGGCCACCAGGAGUUCUCCUGGCGCCCGCUCGUCGCGGGCUACUUCGUGCUCGACGCCGCCGCCGCCUCCGCCCUGCCGCUCCCCAAGCCCGAGCUCAUCGCGCACCCGGGCCACCUCGGCCUCGUCGCCUCCCCGGUCGGCGAGGGCUACAUGGUCGCCGAGCUGCAGCCCUUCCUCGGCGGCGACACGGCCUACCUCCUGCGCUUCUCGUCGCAGGUCGGGGAGUGGGUCAGCAAGAGCGUCGGCUACCCACUCCCGGCACGCCCGCUCAGCCCCAACGGCGUCGUCGCCUGCUCCGGGAGGCUCUGGUGGGUCGACCUCUCCUGGUGCCUCCUCACCUGCGACCCCUUCGCCGACGCGCCGGCGCUCGACGUCGUCCCGCUCCCGGACGGCAAGGCGCUCAAGUCCAAGGAAGCCUGGGGGCUGCUCGACAAGUACCGCUGCGUGGGCGUCAGCGCCGGCAAGCUGCGGUUCGUCGACAUGUACCGCAACCGCAACAGCAACGGGGCCGCGCAGAUCAGCGUCUGGACGCUCGCCGACUACCCGUAGUCCACGGACUGGACGCUGGAGUGCGAGACCACCUUCGCGGAGAUCUGCAACGACGCCAGCUACAAGGCCACUGGUCUGCCGAGGAAGAUCCCCGUGCUCGCGCUCAUCCAUCCCACCAACCCCGACGUGGUCUACUUCUUCCAGGACGAGCAGCUGAUCGGCGUCGACGUGCGUGCCCGCAAGGUCGUGGGGUGCGAGGUCUACGAGCUGGUUGAGCCGCCGCGCGAAGACGUCGCUUCCCGCUUCGUUCACGCUUGGCAGCUGCCACCGGCUCUCUGCUCAGGUCCUGCAGAGGAAACCGUCGAUGCCGCAGCUGAAGAGCUGGAGCAACUGAAUCUGCAUGAUUAUCUCAAAAAGUACAAGCUCAUCUGUUAGAUGAAGAUGAGGAAUGAGAAUCAGGGUUAACUUCUUAACAGGUAGGGGAAGUAAAACUACAUCGAAGUAUCAGGCUGUUGUGAUGCUGAGUGACCACUGGCCGGUUGGCAACGGCUGAAAUGUUUCGGUGAUCACUGUUUUAGCUGAGACGUUAGUAGUAUUGUUUUUUACGAUGUAGCACUAUGCAUGGAUGAUCCACCACUGUCUUGGCUCAGAACUAAAGUCCAGUUCUCAUGGGUAUUACUGCAAGGCAGAACUACUUCAGUUAGGCUGUUGCUUUUUCCUUUUGAGGGAACAAUCAGUUAAGGUCUUGUCAUGUUUCUUGCUGAACUGGGCAAAAUGUUUGCCACAUUCAUUGGUUAAGAACAAGGUUUAGAGUUUUUGGCCAAAGGAA